Messenger RNA from Alternaria postmessia, 1491 nucleotides. RefSeq lists its product as uncharacterized. The transcript is spliced from 4 exons. Gene Ontology annotation, molecular function: transmembrane transporter activity. The coding region runs from base 1 to 1491 and encodes 496 amino acids. Gene Ontology annotation, cellular component: plasma membrane. Lineage: Eukaryota; Fungi; Ascomycota; Dothideomycetes; Pleosporales; Pleosporaceae. Gene Ontology annotation, biological process: transmembrane transport. The record is from RefSeq and is a predicted model, not a curated record.
AUGUUUGGAAAGAAAGAGAAUGCACCGUCUUCGGACUUUGAGAAGACGGACCCUGUCCCUCGUUACGACAACACCUACGAUGACGACCCAGCGCUCGUUCAGUGUCCACCAAACACUACAGAAUCCAAACUCGUGGCCAAAAUCGACCUCCAUGUUAUUCCUUUUCUCUGCAUCAUGUAUCUUCUGGCCUUCCUGGAUCGUGUCAAUAUCGCAAACGCAAACGUCUUUGGACUCAGCGUCGAACUCGACUUACUACGGGACAACCGCUACAAUACUGCCCUGGUCAUCUUCUUCAUUCCGUACAUCCUGUUCGAAAUCCCUUCCAAUGUGCUCCUCAAGAAGAUGAAGCCUCGAGUCUGGCUCAGUAUCUGUAUGUUUGGCUUCGGACUUGUAACUAUGCUACAAGGCUUCGUGCAGAACUACGCUGGUUUACUUGCGACUCGAUUUUUUCUCGGUCUAUUUGAAACCGGCAUGUUCCCCGGUGCGUUCUACUUAAUCGGCAUGUGGUACCGGAGACACGAGGCGCAGAAGCGAUACUCGUUCUUCUUCAGCUCAACAACUCUGGCCGGAGCUUUUGGCGGGUUGUUAGCCUCUGCAAUUGGCAAGAUGGAAGGUAUUUCGGGAUACCGUGGGUGGAGAUGGAUCUUUAUUCUCGAAGGACUCUUGACCGUUCUAGUUUCCUUCGCAUUCUUCUUCUUGCUUCCAAACUUUCCAGAGGAAGUUAAGUGGCUUUCGGAGCCCGAACGCGCCUUCGUCAAAGCCAGGCUCCAGAUCGAUCAAGGGCGCUCCGCGCGCGAACGACCCAUAAAAGCCAAGGAUGUGGCGAACAUCUUCAAAGAUCCCAAAAUCCUGCUCGGCGGACUCAUGUACUUUGGCUUGAUCGUUCCCGCCUAUGGAUAUGCCUACUUCUCCCCGACUAUUAUCCAGGAUUUCGGCUACUCUCCUAUCCAAACACAACUUCACAGUGUUCCCCCAUGGGCUGCCGCGUUUGGCUUCUCGAUGCUUGUUGCGUGGUUCUCAGACAGGCUCAAGCACCGCUUCAUGUUCGCCAUUUUCCCUAUUGCUGUCUGUAUCGCCGGUUUCGCUAUUCUCAUCUCUGUGCACGACAAUCGCAACCUACAGUACGCGGCGCUCUUCCUAGUAGCGAUGGGGGCCUACACCGCUAUGCCAGUCAUCGUAUGUUGGUUCAACAUGAACUUGGGUGGCCACCACCGUCGAGCUGUGGGAAGUGCAUGGCAGGUUGGUUUUGGUAACAUUGGUGGUAUUAUUGCAGUCUAUUCAUUCUUGAAGAAAGAUGCGCCGAAGUAUACAAGAGGAUACUCAAUCGCUAUCGGUUUUGUAUGCCUCAGUGGAUUGAGUUGCUGCGCGUACUUUGUCAUGUGCAGCUGGGCAAAUCGGAAGAGGAACAAGAGCGUCAGGGAUGUUGGGUUGACGGAGUACGAAAAGACCGAGAUGGGCGACCUGAACCCGGAAUACCGCUACCUCUUGUAG